AUGAGCUCACAGGCGCAGAAUGGGCCUCGAUGGCGCAACAGCCCAUUUGGACGAGACAACGACACUCCUUCGCCAGGUCCUCCGCCAGGGCAUGCGCGGUCCAAGUCGAGCAUAAUGCAGAACCCGCUCAGCUCUCCCACACCCAGUGGCCACGCGCGGCAGCCGUCGAUCACGGACCUUGGCCUGGACGGUAUGGGACGAGCAGAUCAGCGGCGCCUUCGAGCAGGCUCGGUGCGAAAUUCGACGCCGGCAGGCACCUUUGCACCCAAAUUCAUCAAGCAUGAAGACCCAGCAGCGGCGGAGGAGCGAGUGCGCGGCAUAGAAGGCGAGAACGACUUCUCCGGCAAGAGAUAUGUUUGGCUCAGAGAUCCGAGCACAGCUUUCGUGCGCGGCUGCGUCGUGGAGGAGCUGCCCGAUGAUAUGCUGAAGGUGCAGUGCGACGAUGCCAGCCAGCGAUGCGUGCCGGCCGACAGUGUGGAUAAGGUCAACCCGGCCAAGUUCGACAAGGCAGACGACAUGGCCGAGCUGACGCACCUGAAUGAGCCGAGCGUGGUUCACAAUCUUCAGCAGAGAUACCAAGCGGAUCUGAUAUAUACAUACUCGGGCCUGUUCUUGGUGACCGUGAAUCCAUAUACGCCUUUGCCCAUCUACGGCAGGGACUAUGUCAACAUGUACAAGGGCCGAAAUCGCGAGGAUACAAGACCGCACAUAUUCGCCAUGGCCGAUGAAGCCUUCCGAAACUUGGUCGAUGAAGGCACAAAUCAGUCCAUUCUGGUCACGGGCGAAUCGGGUGCUGGUAAGACUGAGAAUACGAAGAAGGUCAUCCAAUAUCUGGCUGCUGUGGCCACCUCAGACACACCACGAGUUAAAUCUGGAGCACGCCAGCUAUCGAACUUGUCGGAACAGAUUCUUCGUGCGAAUCCCAUCCUGGAGGCUUUUGGUAAUGCACAGACCCUUCGAAACAACAACUCUUCUCGAUUCGGUAAAUUUAUCAGGAUUCAAUUCGGUAGAGCUGGUCAAAUAGCUGGUGCCUACAUCGAUUGGUACCUCCUCGAGAAGAGUAGGGUGGUGCGGCUGAACUCCCACGAACGUAAUUACCACGUCUUCUACCAGCUGCUGAGAGGCGCUAGCCAGUCGAUGCGCCGAGACUUCAUGAUUGAUGGGAAGGAUGUUGAGGACUUUGAAUACACAAGGCAUGGCAACGACAUCAUCUCCGGCGUUUCGGACCAGGAGGAAUGGAACUCGCUUCUUGAAGCAUUUCACAUCAUGAACUUCUCCGAUAAAGAGCAGAAGGAAAUUCUGCAGACCAUUGCUGCUGCCCUGCAUCUUGGCAACAUCACGCUCAUCAAGGAAAGCCUACGAGCAGAUCAAGCAGCGCUCUCACCUGAGGCUGCCAAGUCUGUAGCCUGUGCUUGUAAGCUGCUCGGUAUCAGUCAGGAGCCAUUUGUCAAAGCUCUACUACAUCCACGUGUGAGAGCAGGCCACGAAUGGGUGGAAAAGAGUCAGACUCCAGAGCAAGUGCGCCUCGCUGUUGAUGCACUGGCAAAGGGUAUCUAUGAACGUGGCUUCGGCAACCUGGUCGACCGGAUCAACAAGCAGCUGGAUCGAACCUCUUCUGGUUCAUACGAUGAUGAUACCUCAUUCAUUGGCGUGCUCGAUAUUGCUGGGUUCGAGAUUUUCGACGAGAACAGCUUCGAACAGCUGUGCAUCAACUACACGAACGAAAAGCUCCAGCAAUUCUUCAACCAUCAUAUGUUCGUGCUUGAGCAAGAAGAAUACGCCCGGGAACAAAUCGAAUGGAAGUUCAUUGACUUCGGACGUGACCUACAGCCAACGAUUGACCUGAUCGAGGUGACCAACCCCAUUGGUAUUUUCUCUUGUCUCGACGAAGAUUCAGUGAUGCCCAAGGCUACCGACAAGUCCUUCACCGACAAAUUACACUCUUUGUGGGAUCGCAAGACUCCAAAAUACAAGCGAUCGUUGCUCAAUCAAGGCUUCAUGCUGACACACUACGCCGCUGAAGUCGAAUACUCUACUGAAGGAUGGCUCGAGAAGAACAAGGACCCACUGAAUGACAACGUUACGCGAUUGCUUGGACACUCCACCAAUGGACACAUCGCGCACCUAUUUGCCGAUUGUGCUGAAUUCGAUGAAGGAGACGGUGCAACGCGCUCACGCGUCAAGAAGGGCCUCUUCCGCACUGUUGCGCAGCGGCACAAGGAGCAGCUCUCCUCCCUGAUGUCCCAGCUCCAUUCAACGCAUCCCCAUUUCGUGCGCUGCAUCUUGCCGAAUCACAAGAAAAAGCCAAAGCAGUUCAACGCAUCACUAGUUCUUGAUCAGCUGCGAUGCAAUGGUGUCUUGGAAGGCAUCAGGAUUGCGCGAACUGGUUUCCCAAAUCGCCUUCCGUUUGCUGAGUUUAGAGCACGGUACGAGGUGUUAUGUCAGAACAUGCCCAAGGGCUACAUCGAAGGCCAGGCCUACUGCAAGAUCAUGCUGGAGAAGCUCAACAUGGAUCGCAGCUGGUACCGAGUCGGUCUUACCAAGGUCUUCUUCCGCGCCGGCGUACUCGCAGAACUUGAAGAAAAGCGUGAUGCACUAAUUCGCGACAUUGUCGUGCGCUUCCAAGCUGUCGCUCGAAUGUAUGUGCAACGACGCAUCUUCAAGAAGCAGCAGUAUCGAGCUGAAGCCACUCGUGUCAUUCAGCGAAACUUUCAGGUCUACCUCCAGCUGCAACAGAAUCCAUGGUGGCAACUGUUCGUUCGCAUGCGGCCGCUGUUGGGCGCUACUCGUCAGUCCAAUGAGGUCAAGAAGCGGGAAGAGGAGAUCAAACUGCUGCAUGCAAAGAUGGCCGAGGAGGAAGCGCAGCGCGCCAGAGUGGAAGAUGACCGUCGAAGAGCAGAGGCUGAGAUUCAAAAAGUGCAGAAAACACUCGAGAGUGAGCGUGCGCUUGCUCUGGACAAGGAAGAAAUUUUCCGCAGGCUGCAGAACCGUGAGACGGAAUUGACCGAGAAACUGCAAGGUGCUCUCGAGGAUCAAGAUCACCUAGAAGAGCAGAUUGAUGAGCUCAUGGCUUCGCGCAAGAUAGCGGAAGAACAAGCCGAAGAGCGACGAAAUCAGCUGGAGCAGGCAGGUCAGAUCAUUGACAAGCUUGAAACAGAAAAGAGUGAUCUGGUCGACCGGAUAGCCGAGCUGGACGCACACCUUGAGGAAGUCGAGAAGAGCAAGUCGAUGAGAAGCGAACAAGAGGAGGCAUUGCAGCAGGAAAUUAGAAUGCUGCAGAGUCAGCUGAGCUUGAGAGAGCGCAAACUCCACGACCUGGAGGCCAAGCUGCUCAAGAACGACCAAGACCUGGAUCUCAAGCUAUCUACGGCGACAAAGGACCUCCAGAAUGCCAGGAAGCAAGUCAAGGAUCUGGCCGAAGAGAACAGAUCGAUUCGUCAGCAGAUGUCAGAUUUGUCCUCUACAUCUACUAGCUUCGAAGACCUGAUCAAGCGGAAAGACAGCGAGCUUGCUAUCCUGAAGACCGAUCUGAAGCGAUACCAGGAUGACCGAAAGCGCUUUGAAGAUGAGAAGCAUGGCCUGACCACCAAGCAUGACAGUAUUCAGACUCGAUUGAGGGACACGCUGGCCGAGAUGGAAGUCUUGCGAUCGCAACAUGGCCAGCUUCAAAGAGAAGUUGCCGACGCCAAGCGAGCCCUGGAGGAUCAGACAUCAGCCAACGAGCAAGUGAAGAUGCUCGAGGCUCAGCUGCACGACGUGAAGGGCGAGCUCUAUCAGGCACAGGCUGAUCUCAGCCGCGAACAGCAGUCUCGUGAUGACGUGAAGCGUAUUGCAACAGCAGAAUAUGAAGGACUGAAGCGGGAGUAUGAUUCACUCCACGAGUCCAAGGUCACUGUGGAGAAGGAAAUGUACAGCCAGUCAGACCUCACUCGUCGCGCCACUGCUGCACGUGAGGCUGCCGAAAAAGAGCGUAAAGACUACCAGACCGAACUGCAAACUUUGCGAAAGAAGUUCAUCCAGCUUCAAGAAGAGAAGCUGGAGGUCGAAGCAGCUGUUGAGCGCGACGUCUCACAGAAAGCCAAUGAGCGCCAUGCCAUCGUACGGAAAGAGCUUGAUGAGAAAACCGCGCACAACCAGGAGCUGGAGUCUGAGCGUGCCCGAUUGUCUGGAGAAGUGCAACGUCUCAAACGCUUCAUCGCUGACUCUGAGAACUUCAAACUUCAUCAUGACCAAGAAAAGCAGCGUCUUGAGCGCGAGCUGGUCACAACCAAAGGCCGCCUGGCAGCUUCAGAAAAUGACAACAAAGCACUGAUGAACAAGAUCCAGAUGAAGUCUCUUGACAUUGCGCGGUCCAACAGCAAAGCUAGCGAUAACCAGAGAGGCAAGAUCGCGCAGCUGCAAAUGGAGAAGACUAAAGUGGAUGACGAGGUCAAGAAACUGCAUCGCCAGCUCAAUGAUGCUCAUUUGACGAUCACUUCGCUCGAGAAGCAGAAAGAGAAGCUUGCUCUCAGCCUAGAAGAUCUCAAUCACGAAGUCGAGCGUGAGCACAAGAGUACUAGGAAUGCCGAGCAGCAGUACUCUGCCGCCGGACUUCAACUUGCUGAGGCCAAUCGCAAGCUCGAGACCGAAAGGACAAUGCGAAGUCAGGCACAACAGAAUAGUAAGACCUUGCAAAACUCGCUAGAUGCAGCCCACAGAGAGAUCACGGAAGCACAUGAGCAUCUCCGACUGCUGCAGAAGAUUUUCGAUCCUGAAAGUGGCAAGCUGCCACAAAUUGAUGGUGCGAAGCCGGACAUGAAGCAGACCAUCGACCUGGCACAAAAGCUCGAAGCCUCCGAACAAGCGCUUCGCCUUGCUGCUGAACGCUUCUCCCGAGCUGAGUCUCAAUUGGAACAGCUCCGUGCGCAGCAUUCAGACGAUAUGCAGGAGAAUGAGAAUCGCUACCAGAACUCCAAGCGUGCUUUGCUCGAAGAAAUGAAUCCUAGUCAGGUCAAUGCUCGAUCAUCGCCCGGAGCAGGUCCGCUGCGGCGAGAAUGGGACAAUCGCAAGACUUGGUCGCCUGCGAACAACAGCGCCACUCACACUCCGACUAGUCAGCGUCAUAUCAGCAAGGCCAGCCAAGACUCUGCGCAAUCUGAGCGUAGCACAGACACUCUGACUUUGAACAGCCAUAUGGAUCUAGCUGCCGAGGUGGAAGAGUUACAGACACAACUGCAGAUGUCUGAGAUGCAGAAUCGUCAUCUUCAGGCACAGCUUGGCCGCGGCUCGAUGAAGAAUGACUGGUCCGAAGAAAGCCCAUCCAUACGCAGAGUACAGAAGCUCGAGCGCGAGAACUUCCGUCUUCACGACAUGCUUGAUGAUUCUGCCAAGAAGGUCUCGUCACUAGAGCAAAGCAUACGUGCCGGCCAGCUUUCAUUGAAGGAGGUUCAGACCAAGAGCCACGAGGAGCUAUACGAUCUCAUCAAUUCGCAAGAACAGUCGCGACGCUCUCUGUUGACGUCCCACAACGCUGCGAUCGCAGAGCUUGCAGAUGCGAAGACGUCGUUUGACGAGAUCAAGCACUACAAAGCCGGUGUUGAAGUUGAGCUUCGUGACGCUAAGUCUGAGCUCGCUGACUUGCAGUACGAGCGCGAGCAGGAGGCUGCGAAUCACUCUCAGUUGCUGCAGGAGUUCUCCGACUUGCAGAUCAGACUGGAUGCCGAGACCUCCAGAUCUGAUGACCUCAUGUCCAGCAUGAACCUCUACAAGGCUAGAGCGGACGAGUACUUCGAGAAGCUAGAGCAGGCUGAGAUUGCUGUGCUGAAAGCAUCACGAGCAGAGCAAUUUGCCAAAUCGCAAGCCAAGGAGGUGGAGGAACAGUGCGCCACCAUACUUUCAGAACGAAAGCAGAUGGAUGAUCUUGUGGAAGACCUGCAACGCCAAGUACAACAGUACGAGGAAAAGGUCGAAGAUGUUUGUUCAGAUCUCGAUAGUGCCAUGCAGGCCAAGAAGCGUCUUCAGAACGAGCUCGAAGACUAUCGCUCACAGCGCGCCAAGGAUAUCGAAGACAAAGAGUCAUCCAUGGAGCAGACUCGCCGAAAGUAUCAGGCUGAGCUUGCCACUCUUAACAGCGAGCUGGAGUUGGAGCGUGACAAUGUCAUUCAUGCUCGUGGUGAGAAUGGACGUCUCCGCGAUGAGCUAGAAGAGCUGCGCAAUAAGUGGGAUGACGAGGUUCUGAACAGCUCGACCUGGGCUAAAGAGAAGUCACGACUUGAAAUUGCGCUUCAAGGACUGUCGGAUUCGAGGGAUGAGGCCGUAACUGCGCACAAUGAAGCCCAGAGCAAGAUCGUAGAACUUCUCGGGCAGGUUCGUGGCUUGCGAACCAACAUUGACGAUACGGCUGCCGAGCGUGACAUGCUUGUCAAGGAGAAGAAGGGCCUCGAAGCAAGGCUCGCCGAAGCAGCAGAGCGACUCAACGAUCUGGCCAACGAUGGCUCGCCAUCAAAGCGAUCUGCGGCCUCGUCCGAUCGGGAAGUUUUGGACCUGAAGGCCAAGCUUGCUCAGCAAGAGGACAUUGCUGCUGCUGCAGUUGGCAAGAUGCGCCGUGCCGAAGCGUUAGCUCAGGAGGUCUCUCGAGACAUCGCGAACGAGCGUGAGAGCAGUGUACAGCUCCACCGUGAGAAGGCGGCUCUUGAGAAGAGCGCCAAAGAACUCCAACUCAAGUGCAUCGAGCUCGAGACCAAGGGCUACUCCAGCGGGAGUCAAGAUGUCCGAUAUCUGCACGGCAGGAUCCAGGAGCUUGAAUCUCAGCUCGAAGAUCUUGAGAAGACCCGCACGACAGAGGCACGCAGCGUGCGCAGCGUAGAUCGUACCGUGAAGGAUCUGCAAUGCCAGAUUGAACGUCGUGAGAAGUCCAUGUCAAUGCUUCAAGAUGACCUCAAUAGGUCCCGGGACAAGAUCGGAAGUCUUCUCCAGACUAUCGACGAGCUCCAACAAUCCGACUCCACGGCCCAGCUCGCCUCCAAGCGCGCAGAACGCGAACUGCUCCAAGAGCGAGAAAAGAAUCUCCGUCUCGAAAGAGAAAUCGAGCGCAUGGGUGCCGUGUCACGUGCUGACCGCGAAAGCGUCAGAAGAAGUGGCACACUCGCAGCACUCAGCGACUCUGGCAUGAUGGAUCGGUCGAGAAGAGGUAGCAGCGUGGCUCCGAGCACGAAUGGUGGCGAAGUCAAGAUCGAUGUCCCUCAGAGGAAGAGUUCUUUGAUCAAGGGUUUUUUGUAG
Pseudocercospora fijiensis CIRAD86 is the source of this 7257-nucleotide messenger RNA. RefSeq lists its product as uncharacterized. Gene Ontology annotation, cellular component: myosin complex. Bases 1 to 7257 code for a protein of 2418 amino acids. Gene Ontology annotation, molecular function: protein binding; ATP binding; cytoskeletal motor activity. The record is from RefSeq and is a predicted model, not a curated record. The transcript is spliced from 2 exons. NCBI's taxonomy places the organism in Eukaryota, Fungi, Ascomycota, Dothideomycetes, Mycosphaerellales, Mycosphaerellaceae.